CAACUAUCACCGUUCAUAUAAACUGAAGGAAGCAGCAGCACCCGGCAGAAACAGGUAGAAGUAGGAAAAUUCGACAGAGACCGAUAGAAUUGGACAAGAUGCAUUUCCACUGUUCGCUGAUGCUCGCUGCUAUUUUGUUUUUCUUUGUUCUCUCAUCACCUGCUUAUGCGAAGAAGUCAGGCGAUGUAACGGAGCUGCAGAUCGGCGUUAUGCAUAAGCCUGCAUCUUGUGAACUCCAGGCUCAUAAAGGUGAUAAAGUCAAAGUACACUAUCGGGGAAAACUUGUUGAUGGAACUGUUUUUGAUUCAAGUUUUGAAAGGGGGGAUCCCAUUGAGUUUGAGGUUGGCACAGGUCAAGUAAUCAAAGGAUGGGACCAAGGACUCUUGGGAAUGUGUGUUGGUGAGAAACGAAAGUUGAAAAUACCUGCAAAGCUUGGUUAUGGCGAGCAGGGUGCUCCACCCACUAUCCCUGGUAAUAUUCUCUCAUUUCCUUUUAUUAUGUAAAUCUCUUGUUUAUUUCAAAGAGAAAAUUUAUGUCUCUUUUUGUAAUGGCAGUGAUUAGAUGAUCUCUAUUUCCUAAGCCAUGAGUAGCGAACAGUGAGCUUUUGUUUACUUUAAUGGGUUAGUAAAACUGCUUAUUUCAAAAAAAAAAAAAAAAAAAAAAAGGGUUAGUACAACUCCUGCCCUGCUAGUGAUGCUCUGAUUGAAGUCAUUUACACUAAGCUUGGUUAAAAACUAGUAAAGGAAUGUAGAAGAUGGGAAAGAGAAAAGGAAAAAAAAAAAAGUUUCUUCUAAUGGAAAAGAAGAAUUAAUGUUUUAUAGAGGGAAA
Molecule: messenger RNA, 828 nt
Organism: Carica papaya (papaya)
Lineage: Eukaryota; Viridiplantae; Streptophyta; Magnoliopsida; Brassicales; Caricaceae
Source: RefSeq, a predicted model, not a curated record